Molecule: messenger RNA, 1132 nt
Organism: Carassius carassius (crucian carp)
Lineage: Eukaryota; Metazoa; Chordata; Actinopteri; Cypriniformes; Cyprinidae
Product: BTB/POZ domain-containing protein KCTD8-like
Exons: 2
Coding region: 325-813 (162 amino acids)
Source: RefSeq, a predicted model, not a curated record
CGUCUAGGUGUAGGGGCGUGGCCGGCUCGAGGGAAUAUUAUGGUCCGGUCGCGGUGCGCGCAGCGAGAGAACGCGCGAGAGACUCAGCUUCACGACGCUUUAUUAUUUACAUCUGUCUCCUCAGAGGACAUUUUACUGACGUUGACUCAACAGGCGGCUCUUUAGGUGCAUUUCCCUCCGUGCUUGUUCUGUGUGCUUUAUGAUAGCUGUCUGUGAAUCAGACCUUGUCUGCAUGUGUAAGAGCUUCGAGUAUGGACAUGGACAAAUGAAAGGGACAUCAUCUGAUAACUCCACGCAGCGUUUGACAUCGGAGGCAAAGCAUCCAUGUCCCCCUGCUUCAGUGAUCCAGAUAUCGACAGAGCAGCAGAGGAGACCAUAUACAACCCACAUAUGUCUAACGUCUGUAGCCAGGAUGACACGGACAUUGCCCUUGACCUGGACGAUGAAUCUCUUUCAGACCCCCUUCCACCUCUCCCUCCACCCCUUUCACCCAUGGACAGCCCUGAACUGCCUUUGCCCCGCGAACCAAGCCCCCCUCCACUGUCCGCAUGUAGUCCAGCACGACCCACCACUUUGCCUUUGAAGACACUGCCCCGACCCAUGCCCAGCAACACCACGGCCUCCACCACCACCUCCAUCACCAGGGAGAACGGUGGACCACUGAGCAAAGACCCAGAAGAAGAGGAGAGGAAGCUGAUGGAGGAAGAGCUAAAGAAAUGCAUUGAUGAUUUCAGGAAAAUACGCAUCCCAAAACUUUUCCCAGACCGCAAGAGACACUGGCAGAGUGAUCUGCUCAAAAAAUAUAAUGCAUAAUAUGGAUAAACCACCCUGCUGAAAACACCAGCAAAACAAACACGCUCUACACGGUGUUAUGCAUGCCAUCUAAAUUCUACUUUGUGUCAGUAUUUAUUUGAUUGUUCCUUAAUCAUUUUGAAAACAGUUUUGAAUAUUAUGUUAUUUCAUGAUUAAGUGUCAUUUUUCAGUAGAAACCUAAUUGUUAUCGUUAGUUAUGUGAGGCAAACGAAAUUACGAAGAAACUAUUUUAGACCUUGCAACCUACCUGACAUGCUCCAGCUGUUUGGAAUGACAUGAGAGCGAGUGAAUCCUUUUCAUUAAAUCAAGUGAAAACUCA